AAAUAAAGCCGAGACGACAGCGGUGGCGGUGGUGAGCGCGCCGGAGCCCGCGUGGAGAACAUGCGGCGGGGAUGGGAGUGCGCCUAGUCUCGAGGCGGGAGAGCCAGCCGCCCUGCAGCCGGCCGCCGGCCCCGCAGCCACAGAAGCCGAUCCCUGCUGCGGAGCUCCCGGCGGCCGAGCCCCGAGGCUCUGCGGCCGCGCAGCGCGUCCCUGCCACCCGGCACCAUGAACACCAUCGUCUUCAACAAGCUCAGCGGUGCGGUGCUGUUUGAGGACGGAGGCGCCCCGGAGCGGGAGCGGGGUGGCCGGCCCUACAGCAGUGUCCUGGACAGUCCUCACGCCCGCCCCGAGGUGGGCAUUCCCGACGGCCCGCCCCUCAAGGACAACCUGGGCCUGAGACACCGGAGGACAGGCGCCCGGCAGAAUGGCGGGAAGGUGAGGCACAAGCGGCAGGCCCUGCAAGACAUGGCGCGGCCCCUCAAGCAGUGGCUUUACAAGCACCGUGACAACCCGUACCCCACCAAGACCGAGAAGAUACUCUUGGCCCUCGGCUCGCAGAUGACGCUAGUGCAGGUGUCAAAUUGGUUUGCUAAUGCAAGACGUCGGCUUAAGAAUACCGUUCGACAGCCAGAUUUAAGCUGGGCUUUGAGAAUAAAGUUAUACAACAAGUAUGUUCAAGGCAAUGCUGAACGGCUUAGCGUAAGCAGUGAUGACUCGUGUUCUGAAGAUGGAGAAAAUCCUCCAAGAAACCACAUGAACGAAGGGGGCUAUAGUACCCCAGUUCACCAUCCCGUGAUUAAAAGUGAGAGCUCCGUCAUCAAAGCAGGAGUGAGGCCAGAGUCACAGGCCAGUGAGGACUACGUGGCACCCCCCAAAUACAAGAGCAGCUUGUUGAACCGUUACCUUAAUGACUCUUUGAGACAUGUCAUGGCCACGAACACUACCAUGAUGGGAAAAACAAGGCAAAGAAACCACUCGGGAUCUUUUAGCUCCAAUGAAUUUGAGGAAGAAUUAGUGUCUCCAUCGUCAUCAGAAACCGAAGGCAACUUUGUCUAUCGUACAGACACUCUGGAAAACGGAUCCAAUAAGGGUGACAGUGCAGCUAACAGAAAGGGACCGAGCAAAGAUGACACGUAUUGGAAGGAGAUCAAUGCAGCUAUGGCCUUAACAAAUCUUGCACAGGGAAAGGACAAACUGCAGGGAACUACCAGCUGCAUCAUCCAGAAGUCGUCCCAUAUAGCAGAAGUAAAGACUGUCAAAGUGCCGCUGGUGCAGCAGUUUUGAGAGCUUGUUGCUUUUCAGAUCCAAUGGAUGUUCUUUCCAGUGUUUUCGUCAACCCUCAUCCUAAGAGCCGAAGCAGGAAUGAAAAUGACUCUCUCCUAAACCUCUUCUUAUUUUUAAUUAUCCCAAAUAUAUCAUUUAGUUGCUUCUAUAAAAGACAUAUAAAUUAUAAAAAACUCAUUUUAAUCAAAAAUAUUAACUUAUUUUAUGUUACUCAAACUAUGCAUAAAAUGUCUGCAUUACCAUUACAGUAAGUGCCUUGCUUCCCAAAAAUAAGCUCCAACGUGGGCAUAGUUGAACAGCUAUGCCUCAAAAUGCCAACGCCAUAUGCUUAUUAGCCUGUGUGCAUCAUUCCAGACGGACCUAAUCAUUCCAGGACUGAAACCAGAAUCACUGAAAGCCCUUGAAAUACAUUCAAUAAUUCACAAGUUAAAACUUGGAUAUCUGUUCAGCCCAAAUGAAAUCUUCCUUUUAAAAAAAGUCUACAGUAUUGAAAAUUGUUCAAUGUGCUUUUCAGAGUGACAGUGAGAAUUUUAUGCAUGUAUCUUGCCUGCAUAUCUGAUAUGUUACAAACUUCCAAAAUUCCAGGUGCAGCGAUCCACAUAACGUUGUACAUUUAAGAAUUGAUUCCUUCAAGCUAAUUUAAAAUUUCAAUGAAUACAUGAUGAUCAGGAAAACUUUUUUUGAAGCACACUGUUGGAAAGCACCACAAAGCCCUUUAGAAUUAAUCUGGAUUUUUUUCUCAAGUUCUGCUGAAGUUUAAAAAAAAAAAAAAACUUUAUUAUAUAAAUAACUCAAAAUUUUCCUGUGUAAAACUAAACCUGUAGUUUUAAAACAUAAUCCUGUUUGCAUUAGAGCUCACUGUCUUUUUGUGAUGGAAACUGUGUUCAUAUGGUAUGACUAAAAAUCUUUAAUUUGAUUCGUUUCAAAUUACAAUUGCUGAUGGACAAUUUGUAUUGCAGCGAGAACAAGAGAAUGAAAGAAAUAUAUCUCUGUGCGGCUAUACAUACACAUACAUAAAAUUGAUUUUUAAAUUUAAAACAUACGGAAAACAAAACAUUGAACAGUUUGAAUUUUGCCAAGUUGGAUAUUAAUGUAAAAGUGAAGUGAAAUCGUGCAUUGAAAGAAAACAUUUUGUUUCUAAAUUAGACUACCAUUGAGUGAGAAUAAUCAAUAUCAAGAAAGAAGACUAUCUUUCUCAACUAAACAAUACUAUUCUAAUCAGCUUGGGAAGACUUGAAACUUGAAUAAACAGUGGAAAUGCCAAAUAUAACAGAGGGUAUGUGCUACAGAGAAGUAAAAAGGGUUUGACUCUUUUAUGAUGGGAUUUUUUUUUCUGGGUACGUAAUCUGUUCUUUUUUUAAACUGGAAAGCAUUUUUGUCAGUGUGAAUGAGGGUCAAUAGUGCAGCCAAGUGGUGACAUUUUUCUUUAUUUUGCAAAAUGCUUUUAAAACCAAAGGCUGCUCUAGUUGACGGACAGUAUCAGUCUUGAUAUAAAUUAUAGGACACUUUUUCAUGUAACAUAGCAUUUGGGGAUUGGAUUUAUUUAGUGUAAUGAAGAUAAUUUGAUAUAAAAAUAUUUUGUGUAUAUAUAUAUUUUUACUUUGUUUUCUAAAUUGCUGUUUGCAGUAACAGUAAGUGCAAAGCAAAAUAUAUAAGUUAUGACUGUAUGAUCAGAUGAAGUAUGAGUUCUUUUGGUUUGCAUCCUUAAAUAGUUAGAGAUCUCUGAUAAAAACUUUGGAAUCUUUACAAAACAAUUUUGCCAAAAUGUGAGCAUGUCAAUGAAAACUAAAGACAAAUACUUCACUCUUUUUCAUACUAUUAUAAGUUAUUCUGGUAUUAAAUAUGUUAAUAAAAGUGUUUUUGUUUUGACAUAUUUCAGUUAGAUGAAUGAAUGCUGGUUGUAUUUUAUUUGAAUGAGUCAUGAUUCAUGUUUGCCGUCUUUUUUAAAAAAUCAGCAAAUUUCUUCUAUGUUAUAAAUUAUAGAUGACAAGGCAAUAUAGGACACAUAUUCACAUGAUUUUUUUUAAUACCAAAGGUUGGAAGAUUUUAUAAUUAACAGGUCAAGAAGACUUUAUAAUAAGCACAUCCUUGGCAAUAUCUCCAAUUGCAAUGACUUUUUAAUUUAUUUUUUCUUUUGCUGCUUUAACAUUUUCUGGAUAUUAAAAUCCCCCCAGUCCUUUAAAAGAAUCUUGAACAAUGCUGAGCCGGCAUCUGAAAAUCUAACUCAUAAUUUAUGUUGUAGAGAAAUAGAAUUACCUCUCUUCUUUGUUUUGCCAUAUGUAAUCAUUUUAAUAAAAUUACUAACUGCCAGGAGUUCUUGACAGAUUUAAAAUAAAAGUUAAUUUCUAGACCUC
Piliocolobus tephrosceles (Ugandan red Colobus) is the source of this 3638-nucleotide messenger RNA. It is a transcript of the gene MKX, whose product is annotated as mohawk homeobox. Gene Ontology annotation, biological process: muscle organ development; regulation of transcription by RNA polymerase II; cell development. Gene Ontology annotation, molecular function: RNA polymerase II cis-regulatory region sequence-specific DNA binding; DNA-binding transcription factor activity, RNA polymerase II-specific. The transcript has 7 exons. Lineage: Eukaryota; Metazoa; Chordata; Mammalia; Primates; Cercopithecidae. The record is from RefSeq and is a predicted model, not a curated record. Gene Ontology annotation, cellular component: nucleus. The coding region runs from base 226 to 1284 and encodes 352 amino acids.